CCCAUUUUCCGGUGGGAUUGGUUGGGAGGCCGGGAAUUCCACUCGUGGUGCGAGUCCAGUCGAGGUCAAAUCGGGUGGGAAUCGGGCCGGCGGCGGAGCGUGUCGGAAGGAAGCCGGCGGCGAGAUGGAGGCGACGGUGGAGGAGCUGAGCGAGGCGUACCAGGAGUUCGUGGCGUCUGCGGCGGCCGUGGUGGAGGCGCGCGGGCAGUCCGGGGGAGAGAAGACGGCGGCCACGGACGCCGCGCUCGAGGCGUUCAAGCAGCGGUGGGAGCUCUUCCGCGUCGCCUGCGACCACGCCGAGGAGCUCGUCGAGUCGAUUCGCCAGCGGAUCGGCUCCGAGUGCCUCGUGGAUGAGGCCACCGGCGCCUCCUCCUCCUCCUCCCCCUCGAAUCCCUCGUCCGCGGCGCUGGCUGCCCCCGGCAUCAAGCCCAUCAGCGCCGUCCGCCUCGAGCAGAUGAGCAAGGCCGUCCGCUGGCUCGUCAUCGAGCUCCAGCACGGCGCCGGAGGAGCCUCCGCGGCGGGUGCCGGCGGUGGGUCCGGCGCCGCGGCUGCGGCUUCCGGCGCUGGCGGGCAGCACGGCCACGGUGGGGUCGACGCGCGCUUCCCGGAAGACGGCGCCCAGUAGGUAUGCUUUUGCUGAAUAAACUUGUAAUAGUGCUUUCUUCAAAAAAAAAAUCCAAAGAACCGGUCGUAUUUCUGUGUAAUCAUCUAAGAUUUGCAGCAUUAGAGCUUUAUUAUUUUACAUUAUGUAAAAAAAUUGGAGGUUGUGAGGCUCAGCAUUACCAGAGUAUGCCUAAUGAUGUUAAAAUUUGGGAGAAAUUAGCACAUUUUAUUGGUGCCGUGACUCAUGACCAUAUUACGCUCGGGUAGUUGAUUUAUUUUUUUUUCAUGUUUUUUCAGCAUGAUAUGAGUUAGAUUAACAUGUUAGCUCCUUUUUUUGUUGGCGACUGAUUGUGUA
Oryza brachyantha (malo sina) is the source of this 958-nucleotide messenger RNA. Its product is annotated as mediator of RNA polymerase II transcription subunit 32. Bases 125 to 625 code for a protein of 166 amino acids. Gene Ontology annotation, cellular component: mediator complex. The record is from RefSeq and is a predicted model, not a curated record. NCBI's taxonomy places the organism in Eukaryota, Viridiplantae, Streptophyta, Magnoliopsida, Poales, Poaceae. Gene Ontology annotation, biological process: regulation of DNA-templated transcription; leaf senescence; cold acclimation. The transcript has a single exon.